This is a messenger RNA of Dermacentor andersoni, 8426 nucleotides long. RefSeq lists its product as uncharacterized. Gene Ontology annotation, molecular function: L-ornithine transmembrane transporter activity. Lineage: Eukaryota; Metazoa; Arthropoda; Arachnida; Ixodida; Ixodidae. The record is from RefSeq and is a predicted model, not a curated record. Gene Ontology annotation, cellular component: mitochondrion. Gene Ontology annotation, biological process: mitochondrial L-ornithine transmembrane transport.
GCACUUACGUACGUGACGGUGUGAAAAAAAUCUAAAACCGAUGCAACACGAAAACACAAGAAAAUCUAAAUGACAUGUAAAAUGCAGUUCAGCCUUUAUGCCAUGCGCAAACAAUCCAACUCUCUCGCGGUUUGCUGAUGCAUUGGUCAGCGGCCGAGAGGAUCUGCUCCGUUUCUAUUCUUCUAUUCUCCGUUUGUAUUCUAGUCUUGCACAUUCGCGCUUAUCCCUAUCUAUAAUAGUGGUAUCUUCUAGAAGUGGGCGACAUGGCCGACGAACACGUUUUACAAUGCAUGGGAAGCAAGAAACCCGUCGCCUGAUACACUGUGACAUUUAUUUCUGUGUUUUCGUGUUGAAUCGGUUUUAGAUUGUUUUCAUACCGUCAUGUACGUAAGUGCAUCCUCAUGGUUUAUAUCAUAGUGUGCACGUGGUUGUUUGGGGUAAAAGUAUGACCGAUCCCGGAAGUAAAAAUUUCGUUGUUGAUAGCGCUUGUCUUCGUUUCCUCUUGUGUCUUUGUUUUGUUGCGCUAUACAGAUAAGCUGCGGUUCGUCCAGUGCCGCAUCCUCGGCAACUGAACCCAUGGUUAUAACUAUGACUAUGUGUGUUAUGACGUCGUUAACGGGCACCCUGUUUAUAUGUUCCUGCCAGCUAUAAGGGUGCUUUCUUUUCUGAGUGCCUUUGCAUGUGUUGUAAAUAUAGCUUAAUCGAUCUUAUGAGAGCAGUGUGAAAAGAUUGCAUUCUGUGUACAAAUGGCUUAUUAUUCGCACCAAGGUCAACCUUGCGUGCACGAUAUUUUCCCAAGAACCUGACAUAACACCUACAACCCCACAAACAACUCGACAGGUCUCAGAAACAGAUCGGAGAAGGUUGCAAACCAGAACGUUCCGAAAACCAGCACACUUAAACAGAGUAAAUUCCAGACAAUACUCAGACGCGAGCUGCAAGCACAAAAACGUAGACAUGGCACACAUCUUAUGGAAAUGCACAGAGAUCAGAUCAAUAUAUGUAGAGGAGAACACGUACAGAACCGGACCUUCUCGAGGAGCGAUGACUAAGCGCUCUGACUUAGCUCGGAACUGCACGACUGCAGCUAUGGGCAAUCCAGCGGGCCCGGGCAGCGGUGGAAAGGCUAUGCCUCACAGCACAUAAUGCCCGGGUGGCCUGAGCCCUGGCUGGCAACCUCGCAGGUCCUUUCCUCAUUAAAGCUUUCACCGUCCGUCCGUUCACGUCGGCUGCACAUGAAAUUAAAAUUCCCGCCAGGACGCCACCAUGAAUACGGCUAGAGCAAAAAAAAAAAAAAAAAGGAAAGCUUUUUUAAGCAUCAUAGUUGAAAGUGCCAGGUGCAGGCCAACAAGUGCUCUAUUCUGACCCUGCACAUAUUUAAAUAUAAUUUGCUGAUUGUGAAUUUAAUUGUGAAAUAAAUACUUUCAUUUCUGCGCGGUUUGAUACAACUUGUGCGGAUGAGUGGUGCAGUUUACAACCUACUGAUUGACCAGCGGAAGCAGAGCGGAAGUCACGUCACGCGACGCGUGCUUUUGCCCGCCGGCGAAACCGCGUCAAUGACCGCGUGUUGUGCGCUCCGGACAAGUGAUGCCAUGUGAUACCGUCAUAUAUCGUCGAGGCUCCCAGUUGUUUGCGACCACGCGCAUCGCUCACUGUUAAGUCAAGCCCAACAGUUAAUUUUUCAAAUUUUUUGCGAUGACGCACAACGAAGAACGGACGCACUGGUUCAAGGAAGGAGCUAUCGGCUUAGGCGUCGGCGUGCUCUAUGGAGUCACCAACGUGUGCGUCGGGCAUCCGUUCGACACCAUUAAGACAAAAAUGCAGGCUCAAGCCGGCUUCGAGAGCUGCAGCAUGUACCAGUCCUUCCGGAAAACGCUCAGGACCGGCGGCGUCGUCGGGCUCUACAGGGGCUGCGUCCCGCCACUCCUGGGAUCUGGGAUCUACCGUUCCGUUCAGUUCGCCGUUUUUGAAGCUGCGUACACAUACCUUGACAACACUGUGUGCACGAGCCAAAUUCCACUCACAGCAGGACUGCAGACGAGGGUCGUAAUCGGAGGCGUCAUUGCAUCUACCGCCCGAGCCAUCAUCGAGUGCCCCUUAGAGUAUGCUAAGAUAAGCCGCCAGAUUGGGCAGACAUGGACAUUACGCAAAGUUUACACGGGAUUUGGUGUGACAUGGAUGCGAACAGUGGGUCUCAUGACGUCCUACUUCAUCUUCCUCGACUCGGGGCGGCGCAACUUCAACGAGUACUUCCAGCGACCCCUGCUGGGACCCUUUCUCAUCUCGGGCCUGGCAGCAACGGCGGCCUGGUGGAUUGUCUGGCCACUCGAGUACAUGAAGUCGCAAGUACAGGGCCACUAUGGACAAAAUGUGUCCCUCCUCCAGCGAAUGAAGUCCAUCUACAGGCAAAAAGGUGGCUUCACAGCCAUGUACCGUGGUCUUGCUCCUGGCUCCAUCCGAAGCUUCGUCGCCAAUGGGACCAGCAUGAUUGUGAUGAGCUACGCGCAGCGGAAGGUCACCGAACUGGGCCUUCGGGAUUGACACAUUUGCAAACUGCUAUACCAGACUGCAUUUCUUUGCACAGUGUGUUUCACUGCAAAUCCUCUCAGCAUUUUACACUGUUAAGUGUCGGGUCAUUUUUCGGGUAGGCUUGUUGACGAGAGCUGUGCCUUUUUUUGUGUCUGGACUUUCCUGUUCAGCUUAGAGCAGUGACGUUUUCUGCAUUUUACUCAUGCGCACAAUCUAUGGACCAAUUUUUUCAAUGGUGCUUUGGUAUUUUUUUCUUGUAUAUCCAUUUGGCAGAUUCUCCCGAGAGGUGCCUUGUUUUCUAUGCUUUCUCUGUAGCUGUGCACUUUUUCGCAGCUGUUGUUUACCAUGCGUUUUAUGCAUACAUGUCUAAGGGAGCCUACAGUGCCUGGCCAGACUGAAAGGCCAUUCUUUUACAGAUGGGCAAUGCUUUGCAAAGCUAGGGAUUCACAUUUUCUGGUCAUCCUGUAUGUUUCCAAGUGUUUCUGCUCGGUGUGUCUUAAACAUUGAGAACAGUGGUGCUCUUAUGUUCGCAUGGGCGGUUAACGCUGACAUGGUCAAAGUAAGGCAAGCACUCGCCUGAGUACAAGGGUGAAAAGAAAAUGCAUGUACAGCUGAUGUUUGUUAUGCACAAUCUUCCAAAAACUGGUUGAGUGGGGGUCGCAAGUUUUCGAAAUAAAGCGAGUGCUUGCCUAAAUACAGUGGUACCUCAGUUCAUGAACACUUCACAAAAAUUCCAUUCAUGAACAGUAGCAUUGGCAAAAUUUCACCCCAGUUCACAAACUGCUCCUAGGAUGAUGAACAGGAACCCGCAAGUAUGAUCACUGGAAAAUUGAUUAAUCUGCCACUACCGCCUUGCGGCACCAUCCCUGUUGUAUUUAGUUGAAUUCAGUUUUACAGUGUAGACCGCUUAUAAUGUAAGUCGUGGCAGCUGUAAAAGUUCGCGCUAUAAGCAGUACCGCGUUAUAACCAAAGCAUGCUUUUUUCGGCUUUGCUAUGCCAAACGGACCACCCACCUUUCAGACACAAUUUAUUACAUAUUUCACUCACACGUACAUGCAACACAACACAGCACAGAAACCAAGUUCUGACAAAUGUGGUGUUAUUUUCGUCUGAAGAUUUUUUUAACAGUGCUUCGAACAAUUUCGCCCUCCACAAGGCUUAAGCACCGAAGCGCUUUCUCACUCAGUGUUCUUUGCGCAGUACAUCUUCACUUUGCUGAGGUAUUCCAAAGAGUCUUUGCACGGGACAUCUGGGUCUGGCGUCAGGUCGACAUCGUCGUCCGACUCGUCUUUGGUUGCAAGCUCUGUGCUACCGCGCACAGCUGCGACGAUCGCAUCAUCCUUGCUCACUUCCUCGCAGACAGGAAGCUCCGAAUCACCGGCAUCGACAUUCUUGGAAGGUGUCUGUGGCGGAAACUUGCUUUCAACGAGGCCGGACCACAUGUCGUCGGUGUUGACCGUCUCAUCGGCAACAUUGUCGCUUGGCUCAUCAGCAUCGAGAGCCUCUGCAUUGUGCACAAAGCCUGCUUUGUUGAAGCACUUGCUUAUUGUAUUGGCUUUUACCUGCCACUACGAAGCGGCAGCCAUAUCAAUCGCACCCCUUAAAUUCACUUUAAGAGGCUGCUGUUGCUGCAUGCUCAGCAAAACUCUUUUGCAGAUGCGUUUUUUGUAAAGUGCCUUUCCGGUUGCGAUGACACCCUGGUUGAGCGGCUGACAUUUUGCAGUUGUGUUGGCAGGCAGGAACUUUAACUUGACUGCAGUCAACUUUGGCUUGUCGGCUGUGAUUGAAAUAAUCGGAAGAAUAAGAAUGGGCUGGGGUGCAUUUGGCAGGCAUUCUCAGAUCAUGAACAGCUGGUUACCAUUAUACCUCAAGAGAAAAGGCAUGGACAGGGCAUGUAAUGAGGAGGAAAGAUAACCGAUGGUCGUUAAAGGUUACGGACUAGACUCCAAGGGAAGGGAAGCAUAGCAGGGGGCGGCAGGAAGUUAGGGGGAUGGAUGAUAUUAAGAAGUUUGCAGGGACAACAUGGCCACAAUUAGCACAUGACCGGGGUAGUUGAAGUAUGGGAGAGGCCUUUGGCCUGGAGUGGGCGUAGCCAGGCUGAUGGUGGUGAUGAUGAUGUGGGCUAUGAAAUUGUCGAGAAUGAGCAUGGCCUGUCACUUCUGUGCCACCAUGCCUUCAUCGAACUUGCAAAGCCAGCUUGUGAACAUGUCUUACGUCAUUUACGCCUUUUUGUUGGAUUUGUAUGUCACUGGCAGGCACUCUCGCUUUUUAAAGCAACGUGGCCUCACUGAUUUUCCAAUGAUAAACAGGCAGUGCUUGUCGCUUCCAUCCGUGUUAGUGCAGAACAACACAGUUAUGGGCUCUUUUGAGGCCUUGUGGCCAGAGCAGGCUUCGCCUCUCAGUGCAAGAGUGCGGUUGGGCAGAAGGUUAUAAAAUACGCCAGCUUCGUCAGCAUUGUAUACGUCUCUGUCCGUAUACGUGGACAGCAUGGUUUCCAAAUUUAAGCCAAGCCAGACUUCGAUGGACUCUUCGUUGACAUCACCGCUUUCACCGCGUACCACUUUGCAGCUGAUGCCAUGGCAGUCCUUGAAUUGCUGGAUCGAUCCAUUAAGUGGGUUGAAGUCGUCGUGGCGUAAAAGAGCACGAAGGGACUUUGUUCGACUUUGUUUGAGCAUCUAGGGUUUUUGUUGGAGCAUGGGGCCACUCACUGGUACACUCCGAGCCCUAACUUCACGAAACCAUAUGAAGAGCGCUGCGUCCACGUCUUCGUACUUCGAUGUAUGUAUUCUCUUCCGUGACAGGGAAGACAAAUGUUGCUGCAGUUGCUGCUGCAAUUUGUUCUUGUGUAUGGUCGACGCGGUUGUGUCGGAAACGCCGUAUUUGGCCGCCACCGCCACCUUCUUCAGCCCACUUUCUAUGUCCCUUAUAAUGCAUUCCUUCGUCUCCAGCGAUAAGGCAUGCCUCUUUCUCACACCGCUUGAAGAUGCCGCCAACGCCAUGGUGAGAAAAGCCCGACAACACAAGUGCACAGAGGACGACUACGACACGACGAGAUCACGACGUGCACACACCAAGUGCAACAAAGAGACUGAAAAAAAAAAGUGCGCUGUUGCCGCUAUCGCUUGUACCCUGCGCUCCGUGCAGCGCGCACCCUGAUUGGAUGCUGCUAUAGUGGCGAGAACACUCGCCACCCUUCCUCUAAAGUCUCCCGCCCUUCUCCUUUUAUUGCGAAGCAAUACUACUUUAGGUCGCACUUCAGCCCGUUCCGUGGCAAGGCGGUGGUAGGCACCAUUGACCUUUAGCGUGACCUCACUGCAUGACGUCGCACCACGUGACCUAGAGUGACGUCACACCAACUGUGUAAAAACGGGGCCCCAUCUCACGCCGUCGCGAGGCGAGGCGGUAGCCACCAACGGCGGCCUAACUCCCGCUCCUCUCACCAGGGGCGCGGCGCGGCGCCCGAGUCAUCCUCGCGUGUCGCGACAUCAGCAGCGGCCUCCUCGCAGCCGCCGACGUUCGGCGGGUGCCGAGCAUCGAGAACGUCGUCAUGCGCUACUUGGACCUCUCGUCCUUCAGCUCGAUACGGGCGUUCGCCAACGGCGUGCUCAAGUCCGAGAUGCACCCGGACGUGCUGGUGCUUAGAUGAUUCACUAAGCCAUAACACUAGCAUAACCCAAGACUACCACCAGCCAUACUACCAGCUGAUCCGAGAAUAACACACCAUUGCCUCGCAAUCACCAGGCUUAACCAAGCUAAGCCACGGCCGUUUUUUUUGUUUCGCUUUUUGCCAAUGGUCUCCACGCGGGCUCCCACGCUCCCCCUUCUCCAUGUUUGCGCGCCCGGCAACCGUGAGGCCUUGCGGGCUGUGCUCAAUGCCUCUGAGAAAAGGCUGUGCUCAGUGUGCCAAUUUCAUGGUCGCACGCUUAAAGGAACUACGAUAUAACUGGUAUUCUGCUUUGGACGCCUAUGCAAUAAACGGUCCGUCUAUACAUUGAGUUCUAUGGGAGAUAUCUCGGUGGUAAAAAAACCCACUCUAUAACCGGUCCCGGCUAAAUGCGGUUACGUUAAAAGUGGCCUGCAUUGUAUUUAGCACAGCAUAGUUGGGUAGCUUAGGCAUGCCACAUCAUGUCAGGUUCACACAGCUUGCUUUUGCAAUGCAUAGAUUGUGAUUUAUUUAUUGGUCACCAUAAACACGUUUACUAUGAAUAACUUUGAACAGUACAGUGCUUUACUGUACAGUAUAGAUGGUUCCAGAUUUCCAGCUCAAAAUUUUUUUUCCAUAGGGUCUGAACAGAUUAACCAUAUUUACUUUCUUUUGUGUGGGCAACUUUACUUCAUUUCACAACGAAUUAGUUUGCGGCCAGAGUUAUGGAAUGAACUAAGCUCGUGAGCCAAUAUACCUCCGUACUAAUUUUGUGUACAUUUGUGAACAAGUCAUAGUGCGUCCAAAACAUCAAUGCAGUCGACUUUCGUUAAUUUGACCCUGACCGGAGUGAUGGAAUUGAUUGAAUUAUCUAGCGGGUGAAAUUAAAAGAUGGAGAAAAACACCACACACACCGUUGAUUUCAUUCGGCAGUCUUUGCACGACUCUAACAUGCCCCCGAAUCAAAUGCAUGCCCACUUCCUACGUGUCUAAAGUAGAAAAUUAAUGCAGAGAUAACAUUGAAGCUCCUGAGCAAAGUAGAAAUCUAACGUGCAGCCAAUUUUUUAGCAAGAAAAAUGGGCAAGGGUCUAACAUGUGUUGCACAGUGGUGGCUUAUUUCCUAAAGUCAGCUUUGCCGCAGUACAGCCGUGUUACGCGGCAAGGCAUACAAACUCCGGGAACGCGCUUUUUGGCGAGAUUUUCUUUGAAAGAAAGGGCAUGUGUUAGAAUCGGGUAAAUACCAUACUCGGACAUUGUGAGCUACCAUUAUUGCUUGAAAAUUUUGCUAGGGCAGUCCGAAUAUAGUUGCCUUUGAAGGGAGGUGUUUAACACUUGCGUUGAACACAUUCACUGUCCCGUAAGCUCUGCCGAGACAGAUGCUGCCAGUAAAAGGGUCACUAUUGUGGUCAGCUAGGAGUAAAGCAUGCUGACUGGUCAAGUUCAAAUUAUCCAGCCAAGGCCAAUUUUAGGAUCGUAAUAAUGGAAAUUAGGGGUCCAUAGAAGUGCAUUGGCAUUGACCAGGACCUUCUGUUGGGAUUGAAUUAAUAGUCAAAUUAAUGCAAGUAUACUGUAUGUUUUUUUGUUCUAGUACUUAGAUGAGUUGUCCUUGCAUGUCGAUCAUGUCCUACCAUUGGCUGAUGAAUGCACAUGCUUCAACUGAAGUACAUGCGAUUCCAAGUACACUGUUCGCAUGCACACAUGCACAAUGUUCAUGUGACUAGUCUCCGUGUAACGUAACCAUUGUUAGGUUACAUGUAAGGCGAAUCGUCCAUGGUGAUGGGCGAAAGUUAAUCGUCCCUGUGAUGCAUUUAAACUUGUGAAACACUUGGCAACCAGAGAGAUGUUUUCCACUGCUGAUACUAUUACAUCGCAUUCUGGAAUUUUAAUAUCUUGUACAUUUCUUUUUCAUAUAGUAUGUAUGUGAUGUUGCAGCAUGUGAACACUGCUCAAUUUUGAAACCUUCCUUACAGUACAAGCUUUUUAAUACUUGUUGUUCUGAGUGCUCGAUUUGUUAAAUUCAUGAUGACUCACGUACAAGUGAGUGUCUUAAUGUUCUGUACAGCUUAUUUUCAUUUUGCAUGGCAUUUAAAGAUUAUUUUGGCUAACUGUGAUGUUGAACGGUUUCAUUGUCAAGCUUACUGAGGUUACCUUGAACUUGUUAUAUUUUAUUUUUAUGCUGUAGGCCAAUUUGUGCAAUUUCAUUCUCUAGAGAAGUUGUAAAUGAAGAUUUAAUAAUUGAACAGUUAUAACUUGU